AUGUCCCUUGUUGCAGCACAUUGCACCCACUUCAUCAGUGAAGGUGCUGAGUGUUUCACCGUUGAGAACUUUAUGAUGUCCCUUGUUGCAGUGCAUUGUGCCCACUUCAUCAGUGAAGGUGCUGAGCUUCAAUUGACUUUUGUAACUCUGGGUAUGAGUACCCCGCCUCAUCUAAAUGAUACUGUGCUUAAAACCGCUUAUUCAAGUCUCCAAAGUCCAAUGCACACCCCAGCACCUUUGCUGAUGAAGUUUCAUAGAUGUUUAGCUAGCCAGUCAGUCUGUCUGUCAUCUGUGCCCCUCUCUCCCUCCUCACUUUCCAAAUGGCUAGAGGGCUUGGGUUUCUCAAACCAAGCAAAGUCUUUCAGACCAGUGUUUCUACAUCUAGAGAUGUGGGUGAAAAUGGCCAUUGCCAUUGAAUAA
Molecule: messenger RNA, 420 nt
Organism: Laccaria bicolor S238N-H82
Lineage: Eukaryota; Fungi; Basidiomycota; Agaricomycetes; Agaricales; Hydnangiaceae
Exons: 8
Coding region: 1-420 (139 amino acids)
Source: RefSeq, a predicted model, not a curated record